AUGGUGUGUGGACACUUGAAUCUAGCCCGUUUGCUGCUUGUCCCACGCGGCAGCGGACAAGGAACGAACGGCCGUGCCGCUAUUGAAUUGGUGUGCAAAGCCCUACGAGGUACAGUGCAAAGUAUAAGUGGUGGCAGGGGUGAAUUCGGAUCCGAGUUUAAAUCUGGAGUCGACAGAAAGGGGAGGGAGCAGCGUCGAGCCGCAACGAACAAUGGGGACGCGCCCGUGCCCGCAAGAUGUCUUUUCCUGGCGGGUGAUGGUGAGGUAGAUGGGGGAUUUCGAGUUGGCCAAGAGCGAGAACCUGCAAGUGCAGCGAUCGAGACGGCGGGUAAUGUACUUGAAGGAAAGAGAAAGGGGAAGAGCUCCUCGAGCUGUUGCAGGGAUGGUGGAUUCGCCACAAGUAGCGACGCCCGCGCGAGUCCUCCAGCGCACCGGUAG
Purpureocillium lilacinum is the source of this 438-nucleotide messenger RNA. The record is from RefSeq and is a predicted model, not a curated record. Lineage: Eukaryota; Fungi; Ascomycota; Sordariomycetes; Hypocreales; Ophiocordycipitaceae.